AUGGAGGCAGAGCUCGACAAAUGGCAUGACACACCGACUGAGCCGGGCAGACUGCGUCGAGUUCAAGACGGUGAGAUAUGGAAGACCAUUAAGGGUGUCGACAGAACUCUGUUCUUUGACAACGCGCACACAGUGGAGCUGCGGAUUGGCGUCACAAUGGGCUUCGACGGCUUCGCCUUCGCAUGCAGCGCGUACGCCAGAAAGCACAGCACCGGCAACUUGUCUCUAUGCGUUCAGAACCUUGAGGUAUCUCUACGUUAUCCCCCAGAAAAUCUUCUCCUAUGUGGUCUUACUCCGGGGCCCCGCGAGUUUAGUGCAGAUGAGCUGCAGCAUUUCAUGGCUGCAUUCAUCACUGACUUGCUCAAACUAUAUGAUGAGAGAAUUGUUGUCAAAACAGCAGGCUGUCCCAUAGUUGCCGUCUGCUGUGACCAUCCUGCAAUGUGCCGGCUGUGCGGUUUUAGUGAUUCUGGCAGCCAGAACAUCUUCUGCACUUGGUGCAGGAUCACAAAGGAUCAGCUAAAGAUGGAGAAGGGUCUUACAAUUGAUGCUUUUCCGCUUUGUGAUGGCGAUGACCACCGCAAACUAGCAGAAGAGUAUAGCAAAUUGCAUACUCAAGAAGAGCGCGAUGCAUUCUGCCAGGCAAAUGGCGUACGCGGCUCUGAGUUGAAUCGUCUGCCGUACUGGAACCCAGUCCGGAUGGCCAUCAUCGACCCGAUGCACAACCUGCUGCUUGGCAUCAUGAAGAACAUCUGGUUUGAUGUCUGGGUCAAGGAUAAAGCCUUGCGCGAGCGAACGCAACUGAAGAGUGUCCCACGCAAGCUCGACCGGAUUCAUGGGUAUCUUACCAAGUUUGAGAUGCCUUCAUGGGUUGCUCGUCUACCGAAAGACGUCGGAUACCCGGCAGGCGGCUCUCUUACAUCAGACAAAUGGAAGGCUCUCCUUCUGGUUUAUGGUCCUAUCAUGAUACCAUUCAUUUGGGAUGAAUGGUCAGCUGUUGCCGAUACUGAGUAUGGCCGAAAGCUUGCUAGCUGGACGAAGAACGAUAAGGCCCACAGAAAGUGCAACGAAAAACGUGCGCGUGGCGAACAAGGUGGCGACCUAGAGUUUGAGGCACCCAAGCCAAAGCGUCGCAUGCACAGCAAGGAUGCCAACAACUUCCUGUCGCUCGCAGCCACCAUGAAAAUUCUCCUUGCAUGA
Molecule: messenger RNA, 1197 nt
Organism: Phanerochaete carnosa HHB-10118-sp
Lineage: Eukaryota; Fungi; Basidiomycota; Agaricomycetes; Polyporales; Phanerochaetaceae
Exons: 8
Coding region: 1-1197 (398 amino acids)
Source: RefSeq, a predicted model, not a curated record